CAGACCCGCCGCAGGCAGCGCGCCGGCGGCAGCGAGCGAGCGGGACCGGCCGGGCGAGCCGAGCCGAGCCGAACCGAACCAGAGCUAGAGCCAGAGCCUGAGCCAGAGCCGGGCCGAGCCAAGCCAGAGCCAGAGGCGAGCCGGGCCGGGCUGAGCCGAGCUAGAGCCAUAGCCGGGCUGAGCCGAACCGAACCGAACAAAACCAAACCCAGCCGGGCCAGAGCCGAGCCCGCAGUGCUCCCGGCCCCUCCGCCGGCCCGUGCCCCGUUUGGUCCCGCCGGCGGCCGCGGCCCGUCCCGCGUUCCCCGCCGCACCAGGAUGUCGGUGCCGGAGCCCGCCGGCGGCGAGGAGAAGCAGGCCAAGGAGGUGGAGGACGCCGAGAAAUAUUCCUUCAUGGCCACCGUCACCAAGGCCCCCAAGAAGCAAAUCCAAUUUGCAGAUGACAUGCAGGAGUUCACCAAAUUCCCGACCAAGACGGGCCGUCGGUCCCUGUCCCGCUCCAUCUCCCAGUCUUCCACUGACAGCUACAGCUCUGCUGCCUCGUACACAGACAGCUCUGAUGACGAGGUGUCCCCCCGGGAGAAGCAGCAAACCAACUCCAAGGGCAGCAGCAAUUUCUGCGUGAAGAACAUCAAACAGGCCGAGUUCGGGCGCCGGGAGAUUGAGAUCGCCGAGCAGGACAUGUCUGCUCUGAUUUCACUCAGGAAACGAGCUCAGGGCGAGAAGCCUUUGGCUGGAGCUAAAAUUGUGGGCUGUACCCACAUCACAGCACAGACUGCGGUGCUGAUCGAGACGCUGUGUGCCCUGGGGGCGCAGUGCCGCUGGUCUGCCUGCAACAUCUACUCCACCCAGAACGAGGUGGCGGCUGCCUUGGCAGAGGCUGGUGUUGCUGUGUUUGCCUGGAAAGGGGAGUCAGAGGAUGAUUUCUGGUGGUGCAUUGACCGCUGUGUUAACGUAGAUGGCUGGCAGGCCAACAUGAUCCUGGAUGAUGGGGGGGACCUGACCCAUUGGGUUUAUAAGAAAUACCCCAGCGUGUUCAAGAAGAUCCGAGGGAUUGUGGAGGAGAGCGUGACAGGCGUGCACAGGCUGUACCAGCUCUCCAAGGCUGGGAAGCUCUGUGUCCCAGCCAUGAACGUGAAUGACUCUGUCACCAAGCAGAAGUUUGAUAACCUGUACUGCUGCCGAGAAUCCAUCCUGGAUGGCCUGAAGAGGACCACGGAUGUGAUGUUUGGAGGGAAGCAAGUGGUGGUUUGUGGUUAUGGGGAGGUUGGGAAGGGAUGCUGUGCUGCCCUGAAAGCCCUGGGAGCCAUCGUGUACGUCACCGAGAUCGACCCCAUCUGUGCUCUCCAAGCCUGCAUGGAUGGAUUUCGGGUGGUGAAGCUGAGCGAAGUAAUCCGUCAGGUGGAUGUCGUCAUCACCUGCACAGGGAACAAGAACGUGGUGACCAGGGAGCACCUGGACCGGAUGAAGAACAGCUGCAUCGUGUGCAACAUGGGCCACUCCAACACCGAGAUUGACGUGACCAGCCUGCGGAUGCCGGAGCUGACCUGGGAGCGGGUGCGCUCCCAAGUGGACCACGUCAUCUGGCCCGACGGGAAGCGCGUGGUGCUGCUGGCCGAGGGCCGUCUGCUCAACCUCAGCUGCUCCACGGUUCCCACCUUCGUUCUCUCCAUCACAGCCACCACACAGGCUCUGGCUCUGAUUGAGCUCUACAACGCUCCCGAGGGCCGGUACAAGCAGGAUGUUUACCUGCUGCCAAAGAAGAUGGAUGAGUACGUGGCCAGUUUGCACCUGCCAUCGUUCGACGCCCACCUGACGGAGCUGACGGACGAUCAGGCCAAAUACCUGGGACUCAACAAAAAUGGGCCUUUCAAACCCAACUACUACAGAUACUGACGGGACCAUUUCCAUGAAGGACCAGACCACACAAGGCAACAUUUGAGAGAUUAUUUUGAAAAAUCAUUUUCAUUUUGGUUUACCCUUUUUUUUUUUUUUUUUUUUUUCACCACCACCAGAACCUGUUUUUACAUUUUAUCUGUGACUUUAAGGUCAGGUUUUCUUUUCUCCCCCUUUUCCAUGAUCACAUCCCUGUCUGAUCUUGCCAGAUCAACCUGGGAUUUGCUUCUUGCUUUCAUGUGGCUGAAGCUGCUGAUUCCCAGCCCUGGCUCCAGGAGGGGCUUUCCCUUUCCUGCUGGGCCGAGGGCACUUCAUUCCUGCAGCAAUUGUUUAUUUUGGCUUUUAUUUUGUACUUUUUCCCACCUUUCCAGCCCACGUUGGUCUCAGCCGGGCUCCCUGUGGAUCCGGAAAUGCUCUUCUACCUUAUCUUCUAUUUCUUUGUGUGGAUUAUCUGCAACUUCUAAAUUGCCUUAAAGAGCCCAGUUUUAGCUGCUAGAUCCCUGCUCCGGGUGCUUCCUGGGAGCAGAGUGGCCUGCAGGACACCUGGCAAAGGGGGUGACUGUGCCCAAGCCCAGCCCAGGUCCCUGCGCUGAGGUGGCCCAGGUUUGGUGGCCACUGGCCUGGGUUUGCUGGCCACCUGGGUCCAGGGGAGUUCAGUGUUUCAGGGUGCUAAUCUGAAUCUGGAUGGGGGUCGCUUUCCCAGCAUUAUCCUCAUCUCUCCAAGGUUUUUUGUUUGUUUUUUUUUUUUUUUUUUUUUUAGCCAAACUGCACCUUAAUUGAGUUUUAAACAUUUUUUCCGUUUGUUUAUUUGUUUUUUUCUCCCUCUUUUCCUUUUUGAUCCUUACAGAGAUGUUUCAGAGGGCGGGGAUUGUUUUUAGAUGUUGUAAGAGGAAGCACUGGGGACGCGGCCGCCUUCCCAUCCCCCACUGGGAAGUGCCGGGUGUUGUUGAGGGUGUCUGGGGUGGGUUUUGGGGGUGUUUCACUAUUUUAUUUUUGAGCUGGAUGCGGAGAUGAGCCUUCCCCAUAUCCCAGCCCGGCCCCUCUGCUCCCUGUGACUGUUUUCCUCACCCUCUCCCCGUGUGUCCCAGCUGCUCCCAUCACCUCCUCCGUGCCCUCCCUGCUGACAUUUCCCUUUCCCAGCUUGUGCUGGGGUGUGGGAAGCUCCUUCCAACCCACUGAGGUUCCUCUGGCUCCUGUUCUUUCCCCACCCAAUUGAGGAAAGGAGCUGCUGGCACCUCCUGGGUCGUGGAGCUGCUCCUUCCCCUGUUUGCAGGGAUCCACCUGGACGGGUCCUUCCCAGGGAAAUGGCAAGUUUUGGGGGGUGCAAAGCUCCUUGUGGGGCCAGGGGAUGGGAGAGGUGCUGAGAUCAUCCCCCUCCAUGUCCUCUGACUGUUCCUCUCUCCCACCCUGCGUGGUCUCCUCCUGGAUAGAUUUUGGGGAUCACCUGCCUCGCUCCCCCACAGAUCCCAGGGAUCACCUGGGUCCCUUCCACCAUCCCCCAGACCUCCGUGGGGACGGCUUAGCAAGCUGGGAUGGGCGUUUGUGGGAAGGAUCGGGAGCAUUCCCCCUUCCCUGUGAGCCCCCCGCGCCUGGGGGUCCCCGUUCCCACCCAUCCCGGGUGGAAUCUCGGCCAAGGGCUCUGUGUCUGUAUAAGCCAUGCUGGGGGAGCCUGGGGGUGAUGGCGGCGGCAGCGGCGGGCCGGGAGCGAGAGGUUUAUUUUGUAUAGGAAUGAUUUUUAAUGAAUGCAAUAUUAAUCCUUGCAGAUGAGCAAUAAAUCAUUAAAGUCUAAUUAAACUAUUAGGAAAAAUGAA
Lonchura striata (white-rumped munia) is the source of this 3707-nucleotide messenger RNA. RefSeq names its product adenosylhomocysteinase like 1 (gene AHCYL1). Gene Ontology annotation, biological process: L-methionine cycle. The record is from RefSeq and is a predicted model, not a curated record. Gene Ontology annotation, cellular component: cytosol. NCBI's taxonomy places the organism in Eukaryota, Metazoa, Chordata, Aves, Passeriformes, Estrildidae.